AGAUAUGGCAUCGUCUACGAUACGGGGAUGGAGCCGAUGCUUGAAACCAUAAGAGCAUCUUACAAUAGAAGUCUGAUUCACACGCAGCUCAUUGAUGUGUCCAUGAGUGUGGACAAUAUAGCCGAACAACUUGAGUCUUUCAAAAUAAAAGACGUCAAAAUAGUCCGAGCUGUGAUGAUCGCUGGUCAUGGAAAAGUCAUUUGUGCCGCAUACAGAGCUGGCCUAAUGACUUCCGACUACGUGUGGUUCUCGAAUCAGUGGACGUGGGAGUUAAUUUUGGACUCUCUGCCAGACUAUUGCACCACUUCCGAAAUUUCGCGAAUCAAAUCCGAAAGCAACGGGCUCCUGUCAAUAACUUUGGACCCAUCUAGCAUAAAAGGAGUCGAUUCCGAUGUUGGAAUUACCUCAGAGCAGGUUUUCGAAGCAAUUCCAGAAGCAAAAUACUGGGAUUUGUAUGUAUACGACUGCUUUUGGAUAAUUGCGAAAUGCAUCGACAGUUUUAUAUCUGAGAAAACUACUCAGCAGAAACUGGAGUCUUUUAUGACAAAUGUGGACCGUGUUUCCUUUUACGGCGUCUCGGGUUUGGUUCGUUUCGAUGGACUUUUCUCGUCAACUUCUCAGUUGCAACUGCAGCAUUUGGUUGACUUUUCCGAAACUGUGAAAAUUUCACAAUUUUCAUCCGAAUCGUACGUCAGCAUUGAAACUAUUUAUUGGAAAUCAGGCGCUGUUCCGACAGAUUUCACACAAAAAACUGUUAUUCGGGUGAUCGAAAAAACGGUAACUGUCAAUAAAGUUGUUGCUUUGGUAUGUUGUACCUGCGCCGGACUUUGUAUUUUGCUUUGUAUAUGUAUCGCGGUUAUAAACUUCAUUUAUAAGAAUGAGCCUAUAAUCAAAAUUACUUCACCAAUUAUCAAUAACUUCAUACUUAUGGGGUCAGUUCUUCUCUUUUUGUGCGUCGUCGCAAUGUCAUCGACUGCAGCAACUAUUGACACUGACAUUUUUCUCGCGUCGUGUAACUUCUACUUGAUUUCAAUCAACCUCGGGUUUACGACUACUUUUGGCGCCCUUUUUGCCAAAACAUGGCGAGUUUACAAAGCAUUCACGCAGUUUCACGCUCAAAAGUUGAUCAUUAGUGAUCUUCAACUUGUUGUAACUAUUCUGAUUUUGAUCGGACUGGAUGCUAUUAUUUUGACUCUGGCGAUGAUUUUCGACCCUAUGGGGUACGAGCUGAUCCGAACCCACCGCAACACCGAGCUACUGAACGAGUUAACGGUGCAGCAUUAUCAUUACAACGCACUCAAGUGUACCAUGAAUAGCAGCGUUUUCUUCUACAUUUUUGGUGGAACGAAAGCUCUAAUUCUACUUUUCGGCGGUUUCCUCGCCUUUGAGACCCGCAAUGUUAACAUUGAAGCUUUAAACGACAGCAAGUCGAUCGCGAUUUGCAUGUACAAUUUCUUCAUAAGUACUUGCGUUGGAGUUGUGUUUAACUUCGUGCUGGAUUGGGAUCAGAACGAGACAUAUAUCUUGCUCGGACCUCUUAUUCUAAUUGUGGCUCUUUUUCCCAUUCUGGUGUUGUUCACACCGAGGCAUCUGAAGCUAGCAUUGCAACGACAACCAAUUCAAGUUAAUGUUCGGAACUCUGCGAUUGGAGCCAAUGCUAAAGUGGGUCAACACCAAGCCAAUUGAAAAUUAGCUUGCAUUUCAAAAGAGCAAUAUUAUUAGGAAAAGAAAUUAUCCAAAAAAAGCAUGCCAAUU
Symsagittifera roscoffensis is the source of this 1755-nucleotide messenger RNA. RefSeq names its product gamma-aminobutyric acid type B receptor subunit 2-like. Gene Ontology annotation, molecular function: G protein-coupled GABA receptor activity. Lineage: Eukaryota; Metazoa; Xenacoelomorpha; Acoela; Convolutidae. The record is from RefSeq and is a predicted model, not a curated record. Gene Ontology annotation, biological process: G protein-coupled receptor signaling pathway; gamma-aminobutyric acid signaling pathway. Gene Ontology annotation, cellular component: membrane; G protein-coupled receptor heterodimeric complex.